This is a messenger RNA of Vicia villosa (hairy vetch), 1131 nucleotides long. RefSeq lists its product as uncharacterized. The transcript is spliced from 7 exons. NCBI's taxonomy places the organism in Eukaryota, Viridiplantae, Streptophyta, Magnoliopsida, Fabales, Fabaceae. The coding region runs from base 1 to 1131 and encodes 376 amino acids. The record is from RefSeq and is a predicted model, not a curated record.
AUGUCAGGUUCUAAUGUGGAUGAGAUACCACAAGGAACUUUAUCUACUACCGAUCCAAUAGUUUCACAGGUUGCAACUUUGCCUUCGUUGACAAAUGAAUCCACUAUGAUAUCGACUACAGGUGCAUUGGUGACGUCUAUCCCUUUGCCUCCACCGGGAAGCCCAGGGUCAACAAUGACGACAACUAUCCCUUUCAGGCCUAACAUACCCCGUUUUGGCACUGCUAAUCCUCUUCAUGGAAUUCCGAAUAAUCAGAAUAGAGUAGUGUCAUUGUCGAAUACUUCAAUAGCGGUGCUUAGGCAACAAAUGGAUUAUAGUAACCAUGAGUUAGUUAAUAUGUUAGCUAAUCAAAUGGGUACUGUACCUCAGGUGAAUAGACAAAAUGUAGCGGCUCAGGCAGAGUUAGAUGUGGUAGAAGAGGAAACAUUACAUCAAGAGCAGAAUCCUAGACCUCAACAAAACCAAGGUGUCGGGUUGGGGCAUCAACCAGUGACUGAAUUACCCAGAGGAAUGAAGGUGCCUAAAUAUACUAAGUUUGGGGGAGAAUCUGGCGAAUCGACAAUAGAACAUAUCACUAGAUAUUUAAUUGAGUCAGGGGAUUUGGCUCACAAUGAGAAUUUAAGAAUUAGUUUGGCAGAGUUGUCAGGCAUUAAGAGAAGGUUUGCUGAAAGCAUUGAUGACUAUUUAAAUAGAUUUCGGUCAUUAAAAGCUAGGUGUUUAACGCAAGUGCCAGAGCACGAACUUGUUCAGAUGGCUACUGGGGGUUUAGAUUAUUCCAUUAGGAAGAAAAUAGAUCCAACUUUUGUAAAGAAUCCCAUUUAUGAGGCUGAUUAUGCCUCGCCGACAGAAGUCAAAGUCGAUGUGGCUGAAAUGAAGCCAGGAUCUGCAUAUGAGUGUCGGUCGUUAUUACCUGCACAAGGGAAAAAUCCCGUCGAAAACAACCCAAAAUUUCCUUCAAAAACCUAUACUUUUGAUGUCACAAAGUGUGAAGAAAUUUUUGAUGUGUUAGUUAAAGAUGGUCAAAUGGGAUCUUGUUCAGAAAUCAAUCCAAGAAGGAAGGCUGAAGUUUGUUGGUCGCAAGAUGAAGAUCGACGCGGAUCCUCUUCACUAGGAAGAAGCUUUGUUCGUUGA